Messenger RNA from Vitrella brassicaformis, 2642 nucleotides. Lineage: Eukaryota; Vitrellaceae. The record is from the annotation of a GenBank genome assembly.
AUGCAGGCGUCCUCAUCGACAAGCAGCAACCACACGGCAGACACCACGAGUGGCGGCGUGAUGCAGCUCAAUGUCAGCGGGUACGUCAUGGCCUUCCCGAGUGCGGUGCUGCUGCGCGAUGGGCUGCAGGACACCUGCCUGGCGGUGCUGCUUCAUCGGUUCGGUGACUGGAUGCACAAGGACGCCGACGGGACGAUCUUCAUCGACGCAGAUCCCCUCUACUUCAUUUGGUGAGGGACGCAUGCAGUCAAUGACACUCAUUCACUCACUCGUUGCUUCACUGUUGUAUGUCUGUCUGUCUGUGUUUGUGUGUCAGGUUGGCUGAGAAGCUGACCCGUUUGAAGCAUGGGUGGGUGGACGAGAUCGAGAUCUUCGACGAGGGGCCGCACAUCACCUUCUACCACGACAUUCUCUUCGCCACGUCGCCCAUCGACAUCGACGGACAGCCCGGGGCGAUGCUCAAGAGAUUCAUGGCCAUGAUGGGCGCCUUCAUCAAGUCGUCCAUAAAGGGCGGCAGCGGCGGGAAGGAGGUGCUCAGUGUGACUGUCGACGGCCGCACAGUGGCGACCACCGACGCCACGCUGGCCGACUUCGACACACUCAACGACAGAUUCACCAAGUGAGUAGGGAGGCACACAGGAGGGAGGAAAUAGGGAUGUGCCGUCGUCUCAUCGGCUUCUCUCGUCCCCUCUCUGUUUCUGAUGCAGGUAUGGCGGUGCUCCCAUCGUCGAUGUGUCUGCACACCACAUCGACCUGUGAGCACCCGGACAACCACCGAAAACUAACAGCAACACAGAGCACCUGUGUGUUUCUGUGUCCAGUAUCGUUGACUUCGCUCGUCGCUGCCGCCUGUCCCCCGAUGGGGCCGUCGUCCCGCCGCCGACGUGUGCCGACGAGGACGAGCUGCUGCGUGUGAGUGACAUGUACGGCGUGCUGGAGGCCAUGUACCCCAACAUACUCGCCAACGACGCCGUGCAGAUGCUCCUCGGCAUGACGGGGAAGAAAGAACCGAACAGAACCUGCCUCUACAAGUGAGAAAUGGCAAAGCAGGGAGGGCAGCGUGUUAUGCUCUACGCGAUCGUCGCAUGACUGUGUGUGUCUGUCAGGAGUGCGCUCCACGGUCAUUUGUAUGAGAGUCUGAUGCAGCGUGUGACGGGCCGCAGCGGUCUCCUGUUCGUCAUCAAGUGCGACGAGACCAACACCAUCGCAGCCUUCGUCGACGCACAGCUAUACCUGCCGUCCGACCCCACACCCGAGUUGCACUUUUGGUGCCCCGUGUCGCUGUUUUCGGUUUCGGGUGCGUUCGAGGAGGGCAUCACCAAGAUCGAGCUGCCCCAGGCCGAGCAGUAUGUGGUGGUUGCGGGCACACACAGGGCGCUGAAGGCCCUGUUUGGUUGGACGCCGCUCGGCAUGCUUUCCAUCGCUGGCGGCCGCUUGUGGAUGGGUCGUGAACUGCGUGGCUCGACUGCUGACCUUCACAGGUGCCGACAGUGGGUGGAGAAGGAGGAGCUGCCGGCCGACAGGAAGUUUCUGGCCAAGACCAUCACCAGCGAGGACGCCAGCCUCUGUGGCGCUGAAGACUACUACUUCACAGCCGAGCGGUUGGAGGUCUUCCAGGUCAGUCAGAGGUCAACCAGAGAGCACACAAGGGCGGGCCUGUGGGUAUCAUGACAUCCUUCUUCUCUCUCUGUCCUGUAUGGUGCUGUGCAGGUGUGGAGCGCUGUGCCGCCCGACCCCAUCCUGUCUGCGGCGGGCCUGCGGGCACUCGUCGACGCGACCGGCAUGACACACGCGACACCACAGCUCCUCUACAAGUGAGUAACCGAAAACAGGGAGACUGUUUGUGACUCUUCCGUGUGUAUCUGCCUGUCAGGGCUGAGCGUGACGGGUGGGAGCACGACGCCAUGCUCAAGAAUGUUGGCGUCGCCACCGACCUCCUGCUGCUGCUCAAAGACCUCAGCGGUCCCAUCAUCGCCUGCCACAUCGAGGGCGGGCUCACCCCACCCCCCAACCCCACUCGAGUGGCGAAGAGCUCCUGUGCCGUGUCGCUGUUUUCGGUGUCUUGUGCGUUUGAGGGCGACGGCAUCACCAAGAUCGAGCCGCUGAAUGACGAGCAGUCUGUCUGGGUAGCGGGCACACGUGGGGCGGUCAAGAACGUCAUGUGUGAGCCGGCCGGCAAGGUGUGCAUCGGUGAGAUGAUCCAUAAGGCGCCCGGCCGCCUGUGGCUGGGAUUUGCCGCUGCCGACCUUCGCCGGUGCGCUCAGUGGCUGCUGAAGGACUGCCUGCCGGCCGGCAAGAAUUACAUCGGAACCAUCGACAACCAGAGUCGCGCCAGCCUGGCCUCCGACAUUCGCUUCACCCUCGCCGAUUUGGAGAUCUACACACUGCAGGUUAGCAAGGAGGAAUGAACGAAUGAAUUCGUCUCUUCGCCUCCCCGUCUCUCUCUCUCUCUGUGUGUGUGUGUGUGUGUGUGUGCGUGUGUGCAGCCGUCUGCUGGCGAGUGCCGUCGCCUCGAUGAUGACCUCGAGCAGCCCGUGACAGCUUUUGAGGGAGGCAGAGGAGGCCGACAGGCAAGGAUGCGUGUGUUCUGGAGAAGUGUCCGUGGUGCGCUGAGGUGUGGGUCAUCGUGCACACAAGACUAG